AUGGCGUCAAUAGCAACAAUAUUAGGAAUUACAGAUUGGUGUUUUAAUUUUCUUGGUAUUCUUAUAUUUCUAUUGAUAUUUAUUAUUAUUAUUAUUAAAUGUCGUCGUAAAUUACAUGAUAUUUCGUUAGUAUUAACAUUAAAUAGUUGUAUAGCUUCAAUAUUUACAUGUUUAACCAUAUGCAUAAUGAUCUGUUCGAAUUUAACAACAGGAUUUUUAACUUUCGAUCAUAAAUUUUGUAUUUUUUGGGGUUUACUUCACGAUGAAUUUACAUGUGCUAUUUAUUAUAGUUAUUGUUUACAUGGAAUCUAUCGAUUAUGUCGUGUUGUUUUCUAUAAGAACAAAGUUCUAGUAGUUUAUUCAUUAUAUAUUAAGUUGAUUUUUUGUCAAUGGUUAUUAACUAUUCUUAUACUUCUUCCACCUGUUUUUUUAAAUUGGUAUACAAAAAUAUCAACAGAAAACUAUUGUCUUGUUCCAUAUACAAAUCUUGUUGCUGAAACAUAUCAUAUUAUUGUGAUUUAUCUUAUUCCAUUAAUAUGCAUUGCAAUAAUUUAUAUAAGAAUAACAACAUUUAUACGAAAUUCUUCACAUGUUUCAUUAUUUAUUCUUGAAAAAAGACAACGACAUAGAAAUAUGCGAGAUUUAACUGUUCUUAAACGUAUUAUUAUACUCAUGUUAAUAUUAACUAGUUUGCGUUUACCAGCAACAGUUUUUAUGAUAUAUGAUACUAUUAUUGGACAUUUGUAUCCAUAUACAUUUUCUAUAGUUGGUUUAAUCACAUCCAUAUGUUUAAUAUUUGUUGCUUUAUUGACAAUUCAUAUUACACCACAAUUACGAAAAAAUAUUUUUAUUUUUCAUAAUCGUAGAAACAACCAAAUCAAUGUUCAAGUUAUACCACAACCAGAUUUACCAAUGAAUACUCAUAUUGAAACUAUUCAAUGA
This is a messenger RNA of Adineta steineri, 942 nucleotides long. The record is from the annotation of a GenBank genome assembly. Lineage: Eukaryota; Metazoa; Rotifera; Eurotatoria; Adinetida; Adinetidae.